This is a messenger RNA of Caenorhabditis briggsae, 276 nucleotides long. The transcript has 2 exons. The record is from RefSeq and is a predicted model, not a curated record. The coding region runs from base 1 to 276 and encodes 91 amino acids. NCBI's taxonomy places the organism in Eukaryota, Metazoa, Nematoda, Chromadorea, Rhabditida, Rhabditidae.
AUGAGCACAACAACUGAAGACGUUGAUGACCUAAAAACUGCAAUUGACAUAAAUGACUGCAAAAAAGAAAAGGAAGAACCAAUGCAAAGAGCUGCACAAAUCCGUAUCAAACAGAGAUACAACUGUCCGGAACAGGAACUCAUUCAGAUGCGUGCUCCGUUUCUUGGGUUUUCAGUUUUCGUGCGAUUCCAGUCUAGAGCUAGAAUUCAUACAAUCAACAUCGUCAAAGGAGAUGAAAUUGACAAGAUGUUGAAUAGUCCGGUACCGUACUCGUAG